This is a messenger RNA of Hippoglossus stenolepis (Pacific halibut), 6049 nucleotides long. RefSeq names its product dystrophin related protein 2 (gene drp2). NCBI's taxonomy places the organism in Eukaryota, Metazoa, Chordata, Actinopteri, Pleuronectiformes, Pleuronectidae. Gene Ontology annotation, cellular component: plasma membrane. The record is from RefSeq and is a predicted model, not a curated record. Gene Ontology annotation, molecular function: zinc ion binding; protein binding. The transcript has 24 exons. Gene Ontology annotation, biological process: synaptic signaling. Bases 244 to 2874 code for a protein of 876 amino acids.
GCCAGCCAGCAGACAGGAUGAAUACUAUCAGCCCUCGUUUAGCCUUCGUGACAGGUUUUAACAACAUGACACUGAGACUGGAGUUGUAACGGCACAGCGAGUCUGUAUUAUUAAGCUGCGGGGCGGCCCUCGUGGCCGGGAUGCCACUGUGUGCCGUGCCAGUCCACGGUGGACGGUGAGGGGCAGGACGAGGGGACAGAGUGCCCGAGGCUGAGAGGAGGUGGCCCGCACCAAACGGGAGAAAUGAACCUCUGCUGGAACGAGAUCAAACGCAAGUCCCACAACAUCCGGGUGCGGCUAGAGGCGUUCUCUGACAACAGCGGGAAGCUGCAGCUCUCGCUACAGGAGAUCAUAGAAUGGCUGACAGCCAAGGAUGAGGAGCUGUCGGAGCAGCUGCCCAUAGGAGGCGACGUGGGGGCCGUCCAGCACCAGAGGGAGUUCCACCAGGCGUUCAUGGAGGAUGUCAAGUCUCGCGGGCCGUUCAUCUACUCGGUGUUGGAGUCGGCCCAGGCCUUUCUGGCUCAGCACCCCUUCCAGGAGCCGGAGGACACCCUGGCCGAUGGAAAAGAGGUCUCUCCACGCCGGCGGAUCUUGAAUGUGAGCCGCUCGGUAUGGAAGCAAGCGAACGUGGCCAGUGACCUGUGGGAAAAGCUGACGGCGCGCUGUGUGGACCGCCAUAGACACAUGGAGCGGACCUUGGAGCGGCUUCUCCAGAUCCAGGCAGCGAUGGAGGAGCUGGCCGUGGCCCUGGAGCAGGCCGAGGGCGUGAGAGACGCCUGGGAGCCUGUGGGAGACCUCUUCAUAGAUUCUCUGCAGGACCACAUAGACGCCACCAAGUUAUUUAAGGAGGAGCUCACCCAGGUGAAGGAGGGCAUGAAGCAGAUCAAUGAUCUGGCUCACCAGCUGGCCAUCGCCGAUGUUCAUUUGUCGAUGGAGAACGCCCGCGCCCUGGAGCAUCUCAACAGCAGAUGGAAAGUGCUGCAGGGCUCCAUAGAGGAGAGGCUGAAGCAGCUCCAGGAUGCACAUCGAGACUUUGGCCCCGGAUCGCAGCACUUCCUCUCCAGCUCAGUGCAGAUACCAUGGGAGCGUGCCAUCUCGCCCAACAAAGUGCCCUACUACAUCAACCAUCAGGCCCAGACGACGUGCUGGGACCAUCCAAAGAUGACAGAACUGUACCAAGCGCUGGCGGAUCUGAACAACAUCAAGUUCUCAGCAUACAGAACAGCCAUGAAGCUGCGACGGGUUCAGAAGGCUCUGAGACUGGAUUUAGUGGCGCUGAGCGGCCUUGUGGAGGUAUUCCGGGACCAGGACUUACAGCAAGGGGAGCAUGUGAUGGAUGUGGUGGAGGUGAUUCAUGGGCUGACGGCUCUGUACGAGAGGCUGGAGGAGGAGAGGUCCAUCCUGGUCAACAUUCCCCUGUGCGUCGACAUGUGUCUUAACUGGCUGCUCAACGUCUACGACAGUGCUCGAAACGGCAAAAUGCGAGUGCUCAGCUUCAAGAUGGGAUUAGUGAGCUUAUGCAACGCAGACGUCCAGGAGAAGUACAAAUACUUGUUCCGUCAGGUGUCGGGUCCUGGAGGUCUGACAGACCAGCGUCACCUCAGCCUGCUGCUGCAUGAAGCCAUCCAGAUCCCGCGCCAGUUGGGCGAAGUUGCUGCUUUUGGGGGCAGCAACGUGGAGCCCAGUGUCCGAAGCUGCUUCCGUGUGGCCCCAGGGAAACCUGCCAUUGAGGUGUCUCAUUUCUUGGAGUGGAUGAGCCUUGAACCCCAGUCGAUGGUUUGGCUUCCUGUCCUCCACCGUGUGACUGCUGCAGAGUCGACCAAGCACCAAGCCAAAUGCUAUGUAUGCAAACAGUGUCCCAUCAAGGGCUUCAGGUAUCGCAGUCUGAAGCAGUUCAAUGUGGACAUCUGCCAGACAUGUUUUCUAACCGGCCGCACUACCAAGGGAAAGAAGCUGCACUACCCCAUCAUGGAGUACUACACGCCAACAACCUCGGGAGAGAAGAUGAGGGACUUUGCCAAGACUCUGAAGAAUAAGUUCAGGUCAAAGCAGUACUUCACCAAACACCCGCAGAGAGGUUACCUGCCGGUGCAAUCCGUGCUGGAAGCUGAGAGCUCGGAGACGCCGUGCUCCUCUCCCAAGCUGCCCCAUGCAGACACACACAGCAGAAUUGAACAUUUCGCCAGCAGACUGGCAGAAAUGGAGAGCCAGAAUUGUUCAUUCUUCACGGAUAGCCUGUCUCCUGAUGAAAGUCUGGAUGAAGAUCAGUACCUCCUGCGUCACUCCAGCCCAGCCCUGGACCCUGACUCCCCCUGCGGACAACACAUGAUGCUGGUUCACUUGGAGCACCAGGACAAGGAGCAGCUCCAGUGCACCCUGGCCCGUCUGGAGAACGAGAACAGGGUGCUGCAGGGCGAGUACAGGCGGCUCAAGUGGAAGCACGAAGAAGCAGCGUCAGUCCCCAUGCUGACCGAGGCUGGGGAGGACGGCCCGGGUUCACCCACGGCAGAGGGGCAGCAGGACGAGGAGCUCUUGGCCGAGGCUCGGGUCCUCCGGCAACACAAGACGCGCCUCGAGACCCGCAUGCAGAUCCUGGAGGACCACAACAAACAGCUGGAGUCGCAGCUGCACAGGCUCAGGGAGCUACUGCUACAGCCCAAAGACGAUUCCGAGGCCAACGGAUCAGAGCCGUCAACCCUGUCGUCCCCCGUGUCUGGAGGGGGCCACCACGGGGAGCCGGCCAGCAGAGAGACCACCGACACUGAAGCAGCAGGAGACGACAUGGAGCAGGACACAGUGCUGCAGCUCCAGGAGGUCAUUGAGCAGUUGAGAAACGUCUUCCCCUCGGAACCGGGCACCACCUCACACAUUUAAACCCUGAGUGGGCCUGGAGGAGCAAUGAGACAGCCUGAUGGCAGCGGAGGGGGAGCUCCACACAGCUGAGGUCAGGCCCCUGCGACCACAGCAGCAGCAGCUACGACACCCAGAGCUAACCCUCCACUGGAACUCACUGCACUAAAAGCCUUUUUCCAUGCAAACAAUGCUAAAGGGCCACGCUGAUGUCCAUCUGGCCGGGCCGUGCUCAGCGGCGCAGCCUGACACCACGACGACGAGCCAAAGGAAACUCGAACGUUAGCGGCAGAUCAGGGGGAGACUGAAGUUAAGGACACUGUGCUUACCAGUAUCUGUGUAGUCGUUGGGAGGUGUGAAGCUUUAUAUCAGUCCACAGCACAAAAUUGGACCUUCCGUGAAAAGAACUUAAAAACAAAUGCAAAAAGAAAUAAGGAGGAUUUUCCCUUUUGUUUUGUCAGAAUGCCUGUAUCUUCAGUUGUUUCCCCCCCACCCCCUCCCAUGAAUGUGUUAUCAUGCUUGUUAUUUUAGUUUUUUUUUUUUGAAGGGAGGUGGUGUGUGGAAGCUCGCCGGUGUAAACUAGAUCCGGGCUGAGUGUAUUUCAUGUGGCUGCAUGGCGGAGGUUGUCAGGGAGGUGACAGCACCCACAACGAGCUUAUUUACUUUGUGAGAAUGACACAUCAUCAGUUAAAUCCAUGAUUUAUUUAAGACAGCCAAAGUGCCCGCUAGCACACAGCGCCUCUGUAUGCACACACUGUGUUCCUCUAAUCCUCUCAAACUGCUUGUCGAUCUCAUUGCUCGCCUGCUCUGAGUGAGCCCUUUACGCUCAUAGGGAACCACUCGUGAUCCCUGUACGCGCACACAGACUUAUGCUGCUACAUCCACGCCCCACUUAUAAAGGACCCUUCCCCCAUUGUGCUCGAAUGCACAAACGCCUCUCUGCAUGAUCAAUACUAUGUGCUGAGCCGCAUCACUGAAAACACAGACCACAUACUGUACACCAUCAUAAAAAUGGAGAUCUAUUUGAUCUCCUCGGCGUGUGGGAUUCAGACAAGCUCCCGGUUUUGAGCCAAUUUGUAUUGUGACUGAAAUUGGGCUUUUGUUGAGGAGGUGUCUGCCGAUAAAUAUCAGCAUGCCAGCGUUUGUUUUGGGAUCUUGGCGUUCUCCUGCUGUGUGCGGAGAAAGACAAGGAAGGAGCUCCAGGCAAGGCACUGCCAGGCUGAGGCUCCCUCUCCCUCGUCAAGGCCAAUCCCAGACACCACAGGGGGCCGCGAGGCACCACCGCAGCACAAUCCGACGCUGGGUUCAUCCCUAAUAAUCCCUCCUCUCAGAACAGUAGCUAUUGACGAUACAUGCCUCAUUUUCCCCUGCUAAUGCCGACUUAAUUGCUUUCAGAUUUACAAAAAAAACGGCGAGUGCUUGAAAUGGCUUCGCCCCAUCAUAUCAGGGUCACGGGGUGUGUUCUGUUCUAAACAUAGCACAGUCAUUUAAUGCCUUAAAUCCAAAGUGAAUUCAUAUAUAGAGUUUCAGGACUUUUUGCUUUUUGCUCUUUCUCAUCCCCUAGUAGAGUGUGGACACAGCACGUGAGCAUCCACAUGUUGAAAGCAGCUAGAUCAGGCUAUCAUGAGUGAGCCCAUGAUGCUUGGAGGGACUAAAAGAUCUGAGAGACCAGAGGAAAAAGCAGAAAUAAAGAAAACAAUCUAUUUAUUGCUGAAGGGCUGGUGAGAGCGAUCCACUUUGAUGUGCCUGCCACAGACAAAUCUCCAGAAGCAGGACGAGAGGCUGCCUGAAACAAAGCAGCUCUGGCUGUUUCUCAGCAAUCAUUCCGCCUCAUUCACACACGACACACAGAGAUACACUCCACUAAGAAAUUCAUCCGAAACCUUAAUGCGACACUCGUAUCACCGCACUUUGAACUAUAUGAUCUGCACUCAUUACGGCCCCACCUGUAGGCAGACUGUAGAUCCUCUGCCCUCGCCGCCUGUUCAUUUUGACGCUGUUGCCAGGAAACUGUCCCCAAGGACGCAGUUCCACAGGUUUGUGAGUUGGAGCGGUGAUGUGUGCUGUUUUUUCUUUUUUUAUACAAAUGCUAAUAGCAUCAUGUUUUCCAAAUGCAGCCCUCCUCUUCAUCACUUCAUCCUCCUCUGAUGCCUGCCACUGCUUAGCUGCUGAAAACAGUCAUUAUCAUUUGUCGAAUCCAUCUCUGCACCGGCGACGCUUCACAGUUUGUUUUGUUAAAGCUCUCACAAGUCGGAACAAAGAGCAGCGGCUCAGCUUGUGGUAGAGAAGAGAAGAAGAAAAAAAAGCCAUGAUGAGCUAAGUUUAGUCAUAGACUUUUAUUUUUAUGGAAUUCACACAUUGACGAUCACCCAGUGCCCUCACACGCUUUACCUCCGUCCUUAAGAUAAUGUAACAGUGACCGUGUAUGAAUAAAGAAGAGGCGGCUCUCCCCGUAGGUCUGUGUGUCAACAUUUGUUGUUUUUAUUUCCAGGCUGAAUGAAAUGAAUUCACCACCAGGUGGUUUAAUGGCAGCGAGUUACAUUUCCAUACCCCCCCCCUCUCACUCUGCUGCUCUCCAUGGUUGUCCAGCCGCAUCUCUGUGUAACUGUGUGAUCAUCUGAGGUCUGACCCGAGUACAAACUUAACACACUAACACCCCCUCUGCUCCCUGUGGCGUGACUGAAGCUGUGUGAUUGAAGAAUAAAGCCUCUCCACAGAGGAGAGAGGUCACCGCAGAGGCCGUUCUCCACACACGUGUUACUCCACCAUGUUAACGAGCCUUGUCAUUACUCUCCUGCCUUUACGUCUGACCCCUCCCCUCUCUGUUUCCACCGUCGCGCGUCUUGAGCAUCCAACAAGAACGAGUGCGCUUGUGUGUCACCUCACCUAAGACUUGAGAACACUAACACACACACAGUAUAUACACACUCAUACAUUACUGAUGAACUGAGGUGUACUUUUCUUUGUUUUAAAAUCACCAUUAAUAUACCUCAUUACUCAUUCAAAUGUUAAUUGUCUAAUGGGUUUUUGAGUUGAAGUUUUUGUCCAGCACUCAAACACGUCUCGCUGUCUUUUCUCUGGAGUUUUUAAUCUGUAUAAAAAGUUUUCUGAAGAAAGGCUUUUUACUGUAUUAACAUGUGGGUUACUGGCUGCUUUCUACUCUUUGUGUACAGAAAUAAAAAACUUUGUAUUUGCCAAA